Molecule: messenger RNA, 2205 nt
Organism: Daucus carota subsp. sativus
Lineage: Eukaryota; Viridiplantae; Streptophyta; Magnoliopsida; Apiales; Apiaceae
Product: putative indole-3-acetic acid-amido synthetase GH3.9
Exons: 4
Coding region: 140-1969 (609 amino acids)
Cellular component (GO): cytoplasm
Molecular function (GO): acid-amino acid ligase activity
Source: RefSeq, a predicted model, not a curated record
ACCCUAACAAAACUCUAUAUAUAGAGCACCACAAGGCUUCUUAAACUAUUCAACCAUUCUUCACUUAAAAAUCAGCUUCUUACCUGAUCAUCUCUACUUGUUUACCCACCUUCUUCAUUCUCAGCUAAACAUACACAAAAUGGAUGGAAAGAAGCUGGAGUACAAAGGUGACAAGGCACUCAAGGAGCUCGACAAGCUGACCCGAAAAGCCGAUGAGGUUCAAGAGAACCUGCUCAGAGAGAUUUUAACAAGAAAUGGCGAGACUGAGUACUUGAACAAGUACUUGUUUGGAUCGAAAGAUAUCUCGGAGUUCAAGAAAAGCGUGCCUGUGAUCACGUAUAAGGCCAUCCGUCCUUACAUUCAGAGGAUUGCCAAUGGUGAAGCCUCUUCUCUCAUUACUGCUCAUCCCAUCACUGAGAUGCUGUGCAGCUCGGGCACGUCUGCUGGAGAGCCGAAGCUGAUGCCCUCUAUUGAAGAAGAUCUUGAUCGCAGAACUUUUCUUUAUAACCUCAUCAUGCCUAUCAUGAAUCAGUACAUUACAGGCCUUGAUGAAGGCAAGGCCAUGUUCCUCUACUUUGUCAAGGCCGAGAUGUCCACCCCUUGUGGCUUACCGGCUCCGACUGUCCUCACCAGCUACUACAAAAGCAAGCACUUCAAAUUCCGGUCACGCGAUCCCUACACUGAUUUCACAAGCCCUGAUGAAGCUAUUCUCUGCAAUGACAGCAACCAAAGCAUGUACUGUCAAUUGUUAGCUGGCCUAGUUCAUCGCAACCAAGUCCUACGCCUCGGAGCUGUUUUUGCAACCGCCUUUCUUCUAGCCAUCUCUUUUCUUAAACGUAAAUGGAUGAAUAUAUGCAAUGACAUAAGGGAUGGUCAAGUAGACCCUACAGAGGUCACUGACCCUAAAUGCAGGACUGCUAUGUCAGCAAUCCUAUUAAGGCCAGACCCUCGUUUGGCAGACGAAAUCGAGGCCAUAUGUAGCAGGGAUUCAUGGAAGGGCAUAAUUUGUCAGCUUUGGCCUAAAGCUAAGUACAUUGAAGCUGUUGUCACAGGCUCUAUGGCACAAUAUAUACCAUCUCUGCAGUACUAUAGUAAUGAGAAAUUGCCACUGGUUUGUCCCAUGUACGCUUCCUCAGAGUGCUAUUUUGGUGUGAAUUUGAAGCCUUUGUGUUCACCGGAUAAAGUUUCGUUUACUCUGUUGCCUAACAUGGGCUACUUUGAAUUCAUACCUCUGGGAGUGAAUGGGACACUUGUUUUAGAUGUGGAUGAAGAUGAAGAGGUGCCGCAGAGUAAGCUCAUCGGCUUAGUGGAUGUUAAACUUGGUUGUUAUUAUGAACUAGUGGUUACCACAUUUUCUGGACUAAAUCGAUAUAGAAUUGGCGAUGUGCUGCAAGUGACUGGCUUCCACAAUAAAGCCCCUCAAUUUCGCUUCAUCUGCAGAAGAAAUGUUGUUCUGAGCAUAGACAAUGACAAAACCAACGAAGAAGACCUUCACAAGAGCAUUACUGUGGCCAAAAAGCUCCUAGAACCAUACAAUGCUCUGCUUGUAGAGUACACUAGCUAUGCAGAGACGUCCUCUGUCCCCGGUCACUAUGUUAUCUACUGGGAAAUAAUACAAUGCUCAUCAGCAUUAUCAUCAUCUCUAGUAAAAAAUAAAACCAUGAAUGAGAUUUUGACUAACCAGCUCGAUCUGAACGUCCUCGAAGAUUGCUGCAUUGCAGUUGAGGAAGAAUUGGACUACAACUACAGGCGUUGUCGCGCCAAUGAUAAGUCCAUUGGACCGCUUGAGAUCCGUGUAGUGAAGCCAGGGACUUUCGAGUCACUGAUGGAUUUUUUUAUCAACCAAGGAGGUUCCAUUAAUCAGUACAAAACACCCAGAUGCAUCAAAUCCUCGGCUGCACUCAAACUACUCGAUUCGAAUGUGAAGGCUCGCUUCUUUAGCCCCAGGGAUCCUACAUGGACCCCUUGAAUGUGAUUAUGUGAAGCAUCAGUGCAAGGCAUAAGAAAGAGAGACUUGAAUAAGUAAUCUAAUACUAUUAACUGCUAAUUUAUAUUGUAGGAUGACUUUAAUUAUCAGUAAUGAUCAGCUUAACUCUGCAGUUUUGCUAUGGAGAUCAUGUCUGUUGCAAUAAUCUCAUAUGUUACAUUGCUAGUUAUUCAACCCCUUGCAAUCAAAUCAAUAUAAUAUAUCUACUGUUUAGAGUC